UAYCAUAGGUUUUAUASCAGGAGUUGUAAAUUCAMGAGUGUUUUUACCCGGUUAAAGSCKUUUAAGCAAAAAGAAAGAAAAAAUCUACUUGUUUAAUACCUAAACUUCAACUGCUGUUUAUAUUUUUAGUGCAAAAUGUGUGGUAUAUUUGCUUAUUUGAAUUUCUGCGUGCCGAGAAAGAGAAAAUACAUUUURGAAACUUUGAUCAAGGGACUCAAAAGAUUGGAAUAUCGUGGAUACGAUUCUGCAGGAGUUGCAUAUGAUUCAAACGAUAAUAGUUUAAGGAUUGUCAAGAAAAGGGGCAAGGUUGCAGCUUUAUCUAAACUGAUUGAAGAUCAGGAAGAGUUCAAGUGUAAUGAUGAAGUCAACAUACAUGUUGGCAUUGCUCACACUAGAUGGGCUACUCACGGUGAACCAAAUGAACUUAACAGCCAUCCACAGAGAUCAGGACCUGAGAAURACUUUGUUGUAGUCCACAAUGGAAUUAUCACAAAUUACAAAGAUAUCAAAGUGUUUUUGGAAGGCAAAGGCUUCAAAUUUGAAUCUGAGACAGACACUGAAGUUAUACCUAAGUUAGCAAAAUACUUAUACAACAAAUCUAAAGCAGAAGGCAAGGAGUUUUCAUUUAGACAGUUGGUUGACAUGGUGGUUUCUCAACUGGAAGGGGCAUUUGCUUUAGCGUUCAAGAGUACUUACUUUCCAGGACAAAUAGUUGCCACAAGACGUGGUAGCCCACUGCUUAUUGGAAUUUCUAGCAAUAAGCCUCUGAAAGCAGAUAAACUUCCAGUUCACUACAGUGAAGGGCAUAGUUUAGAUGAUUCUCUAGCUCCGGACAGCGCUGAAGUCAUCAAGAAGGACGAGGAUGAUGUCUUUAGUGACAAGUUAACUAUCUUACAUGAAGAAGGGGCUUCGAUUGAAUACUACUUUGCGUCUGAUGCAAGUGCUGUUAUUGAAUACACAAACAGRGUGAUAUUCCUGGAAGAUGAUGACGUCGCCGCAGUGGUUGAUGGAAAUUUGACAAUUCAUCGUCUUAAGCGUGAUGACGACACGGAUGAUGACUAUUAUCGCUCGGUACAAACACUACACUUGGAAUUACAACAGAUUAUGAAAGGCAACUUUCAGUCUUAUAUGCAGAAAGAAAUAUUUGAACAACCUGAGAGUGUUGUGAACACAAUGAGAGGACGUGUCAAGUUUGAGGAAAACAGCGUGCUUCUCGGUGGUUUACGUAGUCACAUGAGUACCAUAAGAAGAUGUCGUCGUAUCAUGAUGAUCGCUUGCGGAACAAGCUUUCAUAGUGCUGUUGCUACAMGGCARCUUCUCGAAGAACUUACAGAACUACCAGUUGUGGUAGAAUUGGCCAGCGACUUCCUGGACAGAAGAACACCAGUCUUUAGGGAUGAUGUUUGUUUCUUCAUCAGUCAGUCAGGAGAGACAGCAGACACCCUGAUGGCUCUAAGAUACUGCAAAACACGUGGAGCAUUGAUUGUYGGAAUUACAAAUACAGUUGGCAGUUCCAUAUCAAGAGAAAGUGUUUGUGGAGUUCACAUCAACGCGGGACCAGAAAUCGGCGUCGCCAGUACAAAAGCAUACACAAGUCAAUUUCUAGUUCUCAUCAUGUUUGGGUUGAUGAUGGCUGAAGACAGAAUCUCAAUGCAAGCUAGAAGGAGAGAAAUUAUUGCUGGAAUGAARCGACUACCAGAGUUGAUCAAGGAAGUCCUUAAGUUAGAUGGAGAGAUCAAAUCGCUUGCAGAGGAACUACACAAACACAAGAGUUUGUUGGUCAUGGGAAGAGGAUUCCAGUUUGCAACAUGUUUGGARGGUGCUUUGGUAAGACUGCUACAUGGGCUACCUGUGUUAGGCUUAACCACAGGAAACCCAGUAACAUCUUAAUUUGAAUAAAUCAUGAUAUCUAAUAGUCCAGUCCUGGCCUCCUUUCGA
Molecule: messenger RNA, 1938 nt
Organism: Exaiptasia diaphana
Lineage: Eukaryota; Metazoa; Cnidaria; Anthozoa; Actiniaria; Aiptasiidae
Product: glutamine--fructose-6-phosphate aminotransferase [isomerizing] 1
Biological process (GO): protein N-linked glycosylation; UDP-N-acetylglucosamine metabolic process; fructose 6-phosphate metabolic process
Molecular function (GO): carbohydrate derivative binding; L-glutamine:D-fructose-6-phosphate transaminase (isomerizing) activity
Source: RefSeq, a predicted model, not a curated record